AUGGGUAUCUUCGUCUCGCUUGACAGUCAGAAUGAGUAUUACGAGAAGAUCUACAUCAUCACUGGUAUACCACCACCACCACCACCACCACCACCACCACUCUCAUCCAAAGCUCAUCCAUCAAUCCAAUCAGAUCACAACACCGACAUCCCAACCCCCACCCCAACCAUCGCCACACCCCAACUCCAUAUCCCUAUCCGCAACCCUAACGCACCCGAGUCCUCGUCCGAGGUCCCAGAGCCCGAGCCUGAGUCGGAGGAAUUGAGGGUGUUGGACAUACCGGAUCCGUGGUUGUCGAUUACGAGCUUCGUUCCGUGA
This is a messenger RNA of Stereum hirsutum FP-91666 SS1, 318 nucleotides long. RefSeq lists its product as uncharacterized. Bases 1 to 318 code for a protein of 105 amino acids. The transcript has 2 exons. NCBI's taxonomy places the organism in Eukaryota, Fungi, Basidiomycota, Agaricomycetes, Russulales, Stereaceae. The record is from RefSeq and is a predicted model, not a curated record.